Molecule: messenger RNA, 1435 nt
Organism: Metopolophium dirhodum (rose-grain aphid)
Lineage: Eukaryota; Metazoa; Arthropoda; Insecta; Hemiptera; Aphididae
Product: replication factor C subunit 4
Exons: 2
Coding region: 266-1345 (359 amino acids)
Biological process (GO): DNA repair; DNA-templated DNA replication
Cellular component (GO): nucleus; DNA replication factor C complex
Molecular function (GO): DNA clamp loader activity; ATP binding; DNA binding
Source: RefSeq, a predicted model, not a curated record
CUAUCACUCAAAUAGUCAAUACUCAAUAGGCAAUACUCAAAUUUGUAUCACACUAAUUCUUCCGUCUAUAGGACUUUCCGGCUUCCGCAUUCUGGGGCUCUGCGCUACGUACUUGAACGGAUACAUGCAAUAUUCCUCAGCAGUCAGCAGUACAGCCUGAAUUCUUCAUUACAAUUUCUUUGUUUGAAUGUUAAGACAUUCAGAAUCAACGGCAGACGGACUUUAGUGGAGUUUUUAAUUACUCGGAAUUUGAACUAUAAUUGCUAUGGAUUCUUUUCUAAAAACCGGAAAAAUCAACCAAGAUCAACAAUCAACUAGCAGUGGUCUCAAGAGUAAAGAUGGAUCACGAGGAAUUUCUAGUAGCACCACACCUUGGGUGGAGAAAUAUCGACCUCGUACAGUUGAUGAGGUAUCUGAGCAGUCAGAGAUUGUGGCUGUACUAAAACAAUGUUUAGAACAAGGUGCCGAUAUGCCUCACUUAUUGUUUUAUGGACCACCUGGAACUGGUAAAACUAGUACCAUAAUCGCAGCUGCCCGCCAGCUAUUUGGAGAUAUGUACAAAAACCGAAUGCUUGAACUUAAUGCAUCUGAUGAUCGUGGUAUUCAAGUUAUUCGAGAUAAAGUUAAAACUUUUGCACAGCUUACAGCUUCUGACCGAAGACCAGAUGGUAAACCUUGUCCACCGUUCAAAAUUGUUGUGUUAGAUGAAGCUGACUCAAUGACAGCACCUGCUCAAGCAGCGCUUAGGCGUACUAUUGAACGAGAGACGAAGACUACUAGAUUUUGCCUUAUUUGUAAUUAUGUGAGUUGCAUUAUUGACCCAUUGACGUCCCGUUGCUCCAAAUUCAGAUUCAAACCUUUAUCGCAUGACAUAAUGCUAACUCGUCUUGAGCACAUAUGUAAAGAAGAAGGAGUAAAAUGUGCACCACGGGUGCUGGCACGAUUGGUUGAUGCUUCCGGUGGAGAUAUGCGUAGGGCAAUUACAUCACUCCAAAGCACAGCUAGAUUAAAAGGAGAAGAUGGUAUUGAAGAAGUAGAUGUUCUAGAAGUUGUUGGCACUGUUCCAGACAUCUGGUUAGAUCGUAUGAUAGAUAUGGGUCGCAUGUACGACUAUCAAAAAAUGGAUGGUUUUGUGGAAGAUCUAAUAUUUGAGGCAUAUUCAGCAUCUCAGAUUUUAGAGCAAUUGCAUGAUAAAAUAGUGUUUUCAACAGAUUUAAAAGACAAUCAGAAGGCAAUAGUUUGUAAAUCUAUUAGUAUUUGUGCUUAUAGACUACAAGAAGGUUGUAGUGAAUAUGUCACUCUUUUAAAUCUUCUAUGUUCAGUUGCUAAAGCAUUAAAAGGUUAAAAUCAUAAAGGCGCUUUGUAAUUUUUUUUUCAUAUUUAUUAAAUUCAUAUUUUUACUUUGAACUAUAAAAUAAAAAGUAUAUUCAGGAUA